Messenger RNA from Pteropus alecto (black flying fox), 932 nucleotides. RefSeq names its product TM2 domain containing 3 (gene TM2D3). Bases 1 to 774 code for a protein of 257 amino acids. The record is from RefSeq and is a predicted model, not a curated record. Lineage: Eukaryota; Metazoa; Chordata; Mammalia; Chiroptera; Pteropodidae. The transcript has 6 exons.
AUGGCUUCCCGAAGCAGCACUGCGCUCUCGCCUCUCACAGAAAGUACCAACAGCCUCCCCGACGUGACGAAGUGCCCGAGCAACGGCCUGUGCAGCAGACUCCCCGCGGACUGCGUGGACUGCAGGACAAACGCCUCCUGUGUCUACGGGAAGCCUGUGACUUUUGACUGCACCGUCAAACCUUCUGUUACCUGCGUCGAUCAAGACUUCAAGUCCCAGAGGAACUUCGUCAUCAACAUGACAUGCAGGUUUUGCUGGCAGCUUCCGGAAGCCGAUUACGAGUGCUCCGCCUCCACCAGCUGCAUGACGGUGUCCUGCCCCCGGCAGCGACACGCCGCCAACUGCACGGUGCGGGACCACGUUCACUGCCUGGGUAACCGCACGUUCCCGAAAAUGCUGUACUGCAACUGGACGGGCGGUUAUAAGUGGUCCACCGCCCUGGCCCUCAGUCGUGACAGAACGUUCCGGGCGUUGCCACCUUGUCCCUGGUCGAGCUCCAUUGCGUCAGGGCUGGGGCUCGGGGAGGAGGAGGAGCCCGCCCGGCAGGUGUCACCGGAAGUGGACAGGGGCCCAUGGUGCGAAGUUCGGUGCAGCACACGUGAGAUCAGCAUCACCCUCGGUGGCUUUGGGGCAGACCGCUUCUACCUGGGCCAGUGGCGAGAAGGCCUCGGCAAGCUCUUCAGCUUCGGCGGCCUGGGGAUAUGGACGCUGAUCGACGUCUUGCUCAUCGGCGUCGGCUACGUGGGGCCGGCGGAUGGCUCUUUGUACAUUUAGCGGCGGCCGUGAACUUCACGGGGGAGCCGCGCUGGGAAGGCCUGCUGCCUGUGGGGGUCGGGGGGCCGCGAGUCACGCGUUUGCACGCUCUUAAUGUACAGCAUCUGUACGUUGCCUGCCUCGAUGAAGGUAAAAUAAAAAACGCUGAGCUAUGCUUA